AUGGAGAGAGAAGGGGUAAGACCUGAUUCAGUCACAUUUCUUUCUAUACUAGCAGCAUGCAGCAGAAAUGGAAUGGUGGAGAUGGGCCGUCACCUCUUUCAUUCAAUGGUGAAAAACUAUCAUAUUGAACCAUCUCCUCAACAUUAUUCAAGUAUGGUGGACAUGUUGGGACGUGCAGGGAAAUUGGAGGAAGCAGAGGAAUUGAUGAGUCAGAUCCCGGGACAGCCAGAGUUUUCGUUGUUGCAAAGCCUGCUUGGGGCUUGCAGGAUCCAUGGGAAUGUGGAGAUGGCGGAGAGAGUAGCCGAUACAUUGAUGAGAUUGGAACCAAUGGAAUUGGGUUCUUUUUGGUUGACGUCCAACUUGUAUGCUGAGAAAGGGGACUGGGAAGCAAAAGUUGGGAAAUGGAUGAGAGAUAAAGGAGUGAGAAAGGAAGUGGGAUAUAGUUGGGUGGAUACUGGUGAUGCUAAUGGUUCACUGUAUCUGCAUGGGUUUUCAUCAGGUGAUACAUCCCACCCACACAGCCUGGGGAGAUAUGUAGAAUGGCAAAAUGUCUAG
Messenger RNA from Prunus armeniaca (apricot), 555 nucleotides. The record is from the annotation of a GenBank genome assembly. Lineage: Eukaryota; Viridiplantae; Streptophyta; Magnoliopsida; Rosales; Rosaceae.